Spodoptera frugiperda (fall armyworm) is the source of this 1242-nucleotide messenger RNA. RefSeq names its product UBX domain-containing protein 1. Gene Ontology annotation, molecular function: protein binding. Bases 120 to 1097 code for a protein of 325 amino acids. The record is from RefSeq and is a predicted model, not a curated record. The transcript is spliced from 6 exons. Lineage: Eukaryota; Metazoa; Arthropoda; Insecta; Lepidoptera; Noctuidae.
UAUAAUCUGUGCCGGUGGCUUAAAAAGUCAGCUGUUGACAGAUGAGUGAUGAAUUCGUAUUUUGAUGGUGAACUGGUAAAUUAGUGAAAUAGUUAAUAGUUUAAAUAAAUUACGUAGUAAUGGCUGAAAUACAGACUCUUAUCGAAAUGGGAUUCUCGAAAGACCGGGCUGAGAAAGCCUUGGCGGUGACGAACUAUAAGGGGGUAGAGCCAGCGAUGGAGUGGCUGCUGGCGCAUGCUGAUGACCCUGCAAUGGACACUGGUGCGACGAUUGGUACUUCAUCGAGCAUGGAGGCUACACCGGCCCCAGUCGCGGAAUCAUCCACUUCAUCUCAGACCCCAGCCGGUGCUGAGCCGGAACCCGAAGCGAAGUCAUUUAAAUGCGAUGUUUGCGGCAAAUUGCUCAAGAAUCAGGAUGAAAUGGAGUACCACGCCGCGAAGACUGAUCACAGUAGCUUCUCUGAGUCGACUGAAGAGAAGAAACCUCUGACUGAGGAGGAAAAGAAGGCUCAACUGAUGCUGCUCGAGGAGAGAAUGAAACAGAAACGGAAAGAGAGAGAAGAAAAGGAAAAGGCUGAAGCGUUAGAACGAGAACGCAUCCGUAUCAAGUCUGGAAAAGAGAUGCAGGAUGCUCGCCAGCGGCUCCAGGAGCAGGAGAUGCAGAAACUGGUGGAACAGCGACGACGUGAGAAGUUAGAGGAUCAGAAGGCCAGGGAACGAGUCCGUGCUCAGAUAGAAGCAGAUAAACAGGCUCGGAAGUUAGCAGCAGGCGGCCAGCCUCCAGUAGUAGUGGCCCCUGCAGCCGUGGUGCCCCCGCCCAGUGCUCCGGCCCCUAAAGUGGCAUACGAUCAGGCACGCAUACAGAUCCGACUGCCCGAUGGCAAGGCACUCGCACACACAUUCGGUGCUAAGGAACAACUUGCUGCAGUCAGACUGUAUCUACAAAUGAACGCUGCUGAGUACGCCCAACAGGACAGUUUCAAGAUGAUGACCACAUUCCCUAAGAAAAUCUUCACCUCAGAGGACUAUGACAAACCUUUGGAUUUAUUAGGUCUGGUACCGUCAGCAGUGAUUAUAGUGUCGCGGGGACCUCAGUGAGCAGCCAAAUAAUUAAUAAUAAAUUAAUAAGUGAUAUGCCGACAGUACCGAUGUCAGUUUAUUCUCUGCAAAGGGUGAGGGGAGGCACAAAACUUCAAUUAAUUCAUUCUCAAAGACUUGCUGGAAAUAAAGUCUGUGUUCUGUA